AUGAUGCGAGAGCGAAGUGAUGGUGACUGUACAUGGAUCCGAGUGUACGGUAGAGCUAGAAACUUGAUAGCGGGUAUAACGGAAUUAUGGGGUCUACCGUAUGAUGAAUUGAUGCAACAUCCUUGGGAAUCUGGACCAGAAGACCAAUCUCCUCACUUCGAGAGCACUCCAUCUUCCACUUCCAUCCAUUUUCCAGUAUAUGGAACGCCAAAUUCGAUCCGGGAUAUGGUCCUCCAGGCCCAAGUUCAUCCUGCGUACAGAAGGAUUGAGCUACCAGAAGAUUCAAAAGCCAGUAGACUGAAAUUGGAGCAUGCAGACGUGGAUUAUUUGAUCAAAACCGGGUUUAUCAGUAUUUAUUUGAUUCCUUCAGUCAACGUCUUAGUCACGAUCACAGCCCAGAGUUAUGUUUGUGAGGAAAGUAAUGCAGAAUUACUGGGAUUGAGUUUCAUACAAAAUGCUGUCAGACGUGCUGCGAAUACUGUGAAAGAUAUCGCUGAAAUAGUGAGAAGCUGGGAAGAUGAAGCGAGGCACCCUGUCUCUACAACAAGAGCAGAGGAGGGAAAUCGUCUCAUCGUUCAUCUUCAUACCUUGGGUUCGCAUCUCCGCCAGCUACAGACAGUUCAUUGA
Kwoniella mangroviensis CBS 8507 is the source of this 627-nucleotide messenger RNA. RefSeq lists its product as uncharacterized. NCBI's taxonomy places the organism in Eukaryota, Fungi, Basidiomycota, Tremellomycetes, Tremellales, Cryptococcaceae. Bases 1 to 627 code for a protein of 208 amino acids. The record is from RefSeq and is a predicted model, not a curated record. The transcript is spliced from 8 exons.